Molecule: messenger RNA, 2107 nt
Organism: Melanotaenia boesemani (Boeseman's rainbowfish)
Lineage: Eukaryota; Metazoa; Chordata; Actinopteri; Atheriniformes; Melanotaeniidae
Product: zinc finger protein OZF-like
Exons: 2
Coding region: 144-1718 (524 amino acids)
Biological process (GO): regulation of transcription by RNA polymerase II
Molecular function (GO): DNA-binding transcription factor activity, RNA polymerase II-specific; RNA polymerase II cis-regulatory region sequence-specific DNA binding
Source: RefSeq, a predicted model, not a curated record
GUGUGUGUGAGACCAGCAGGGGGCGGUAAUGCAGCUCUACGUUAGUUUGUCUGCCGACCAGAAGAAGCAGCAGCAGCGCUAGCAUCGUUAGCUUCGCUGUGUGGAGGUGUGUGAGCGGAGUGUGUGAGUGUGUUUCAGCAACAAUGUCUUCAGUUCAGCAUCUGAGAGAGUUUAUCAGCGCGCGACUAACUGCUGCUGCUGAAGAAAUAUUCACAGAGUUUGAAAAAACCAUCGUCCAGUACGAAGAAGAGAUCGAUCGUCAGCGCAGACUGCUGGAUGUCACCUGGAAACCUCACAUCCACCUAAACCCGAUAGAGCUCCCACAGCAUUUUACCCAUGAGGAGGAGGUUGCUCUCACCCACCAAGAGCUCUGUAACCAGGACAGAAGCUCCACCGUGGACCAAGAAGAACCAGAACCUCCACAGAUUAAAGAGGAGCAGGAGGAAAUAUGUACCAGUCCAGAGGAAGAGCAGCUUGUACUGAAGGAGGAAACGGAGAGCUUCAUGAUUGCUGUUACUCAUGAGAACAGGGAGCAGAGUAAACCAGAAACCAGCAGCGAGCAGCUUCUCUUUCAGAUCUCUGCUUUAGAUGAGACUCCAGAAUGUGAAGGAAGCAACCAUGAAGACUCAGAAUCAGCUGCAGAUGGAGAGUCAGAACCAGAAAAUCAGCGUCACAGAGACAGAAGUGAUGAAAGUCACAGCAGUAAUGUGGAAAACUCUGGAACGUCAGGGAGUCUCUGUGCGCCUGGCAUGGCUAAAAAGUCUGUCAGCUGUGAUGUUUGUGGAAAAACUUUUCCACAAAGAUACAAAAUGAUGAGACAUCGUAGAACACACACAGGUGAGAGACCGUUUCCCUGUAAAAUCUGUGGUAAACGUUUCACAACACAUGACAACAUGCUGGUCCACGUUAGAAUCCACACCGGCAUUAAACCAUAUUCCUGUAAGUUAUGUGGAAAAAGUUUCAAUCAGCAUAGCAAUUUGACUACUCAUACCAGAAUCCAUGCAGGUGAGAAGCCUUUUACCUGUAACACCUGUGGAAAAAGUUUUACUUCUAGUAGUUAUUUGACUGUUCAUAUGAGAUCCCACACAGGUGAGAAGCCGUAUUCCUGUAAAAUAUGUGGGAAGUGUUUAUCUGACAGUGGAAGUUUGACUGCACACACGAGAACUCACACAGGUGAGAGGCCCUUUUCUUGUAAAACUUGUGGGAAAUGUUUCUCUCUUAAGCGAACUUUGACUGCCCACAUGAAAACCCACACAGGUGAGAAACCAUAUUCCUGUAACACAUGUGGAAAAAGAUUCUCUGUAAAUCAUAAUUUGAUUGCCCACAUGAGAACUCACACAGGUGAGAAGCCCUAUUCCUGUAAAACAUGUGAGAAAAAUUUCACAAGAAGAGAUGAGUUGUUGGUCCACAUUAGAACCCACACAGGUGAGAAGCCCUAUUCUUGUGAAAUUUGUUGUCGAAGCUUUGCCAGGAGACAUCACCUGACUGCCCACAUGAGAAGCCAUGCAGGUGAAAAGCCCUAUUCUUGUAAAAUCUGCGGGAAAUGUUUCUCUCAGAGUCGUUAUCUUCCUGCCCACAUGAGAACCCACACAGGUGAGAGGCCGUAUUCCUGUAAAAUAUGCUGUAAAAGUUUCACCCAAAGAGGCAAACUGACCAUCCACAAGAAAAGCCACAUGGAUGAGACCCCACUGCCCAACCACAUGCAAGGAAAUGUUUAAAGACAUCAGCUGUGAAAAAGCCCAACUAGACGUUCACAUGAGAGCUGGAGGCCAUCGACGUGUUCUACACUAAACUGUUAUUAUGACAUACUUUUCUAAUAAUUCGGAUUCUUUUUAUCGGCUGCAGGAAAUGAGCCUCAGACCGGUCUCCAGAUGUUUUCCUGUGCUGCUGUUUAAACAGAAAGGUGGAGAAGCAGCUCGUCAGUGUCUGUUAGAAAAGUUGCUCUUCGGUUUUUCUUCCCAGAGUAACUCCACUUUUCCCCUCAGCUGUCGUUUCAUCGAGUUACUCCUGCCUGGUGUGAGGCAGCUGUCAGUUAAGAUUUGUGGGCACAAGUACACAUCUGUGCAUAUUCAUCUAAUAAAAAAAUAGUAAAUUCAAAUUCUUGGAA